Ostrea edulis (European flat oyster) is the source of this 3527-nucleotide messenger RNA. RefSeq names its product calcitonin gene-related peptide type 1 receptor-like. The transcript has 13 exons. The record is from RefSeq and is a predicted model, not a curated record. Gene Ontology annotation, cellular component: plasma membrane. Gene Ontology annotation, biological process: cell surface receptor signaling pathway; adenylate cyclase-modulating G protein-coupled receptor signaling pathway. Gene Ontology annotation, molecular function: G protein-coupled peptide receptor activity. Lineage: Eukaryota; Metazoa; Mollusca; Bivalvia; Ostreida; Ostreidae. The coding region runs from base 1265 to 2869 and encodes 534 amino acids.
GUAUAAAAGCUCCUUUAUUUGGGAGAAAUAUUUUCCUCAGUAAACACAUUCGUAUUUCGAACAGCAUCAGUAGCCAUUUUCACAAAAAAAUCUUACGCCUAAGAUAAAAAAAAUUGUAUGUCUUAUACUCGAAGGAGUGCAGCUUUAAUCUGAAUGAGAGUGUCACUUUCUCUCCUGUGUGUAUUUGUUUAUUUAGAAAUAUACGAGUGAAUUUUUUUUGUGUGAAAAGGGACACAGCUUUACAGGUUAUUUCUUAUUUUAUACAGCUGUAGUCUUGUAGAUUAUUUCUUACAGCAGUGGUCUCGUAAAACAUUCUUACUUAUUGUGAACGAAGAAUACACUUUCUUCUACUAUACUUAUUUACGAAUUUCAGCCACUUAUAUAUCUUGAUAAAAAAAUGAGGUUUUCUGUAUCAACUUACCGUACCUGUCAAAUCGGCAUAUAAUAUCGCGUCACAAAACGCAACAACAGGCAUACCAAAACAAAAAAAAAAAUCCAAAAAAAAAAAAAAAAAAAAAAUGUGGUAUAAACUUUCUAUAUGCGUCAACGUAUUAUGCAUAUUGCGAAUGAGGAAUUGAUAUUGAAAGUUAAUUUGUCAUGGGAAAAAAGAUUGAGAUCAUUCAUAAUUAGUGAUUGUACCUUUUGGUUUUAUUCAAUAGAAUUCGACAACCGUGGUCUCAGGGGACACGCGAUAAAACGCAUCUGUUUGAAUUAUGCAAAACAAUUUAAUUCAAGAUGGGAUACACGAGCGUGUUUCUAAACCAAACCAUUCAUUGUAUUAGAUGACACACCGUGUAAUCGCGCGAUUUGAUACUAGUACAAUGCGCGUGUAUCACCUUACAGCACGUAUCUUAUAUGCUGCAUUUGACAUCAGAAUGACCCGGGCAGAGAAAUCAAAGUCGGGGUUGAUUAGAUAACAGGGGGAGGGACGGGACAUUGGUGUGUUCGGUAUGUUGACGCCGGGAUAAGUUUUAACGAGGUUUAAUGACAGAAAAUCUAAUUAGCUGGUACAGAUACAGCCGGUGCUUCUGUGAACUCUGGGUUCUACGCGUCUGGUAGAUUCACAGACCGCGGGAUGUUUAUUCAACCUUUCCUUUUGUGAAAGAAAAUAAAACUUGGGAUUUAAUUCAUUUGAAUUCAGGUCGUACAAGUGAUCAUGUGACCAAAUGGUACUCUUCAAAACUGGAAUGUGAACGGAAAUGCGUAGACAUCGAUCCUAGAGCUCUGGCGGACGGCUGCUCUCUCCGCAAUAGCAUUCCUCACCAUGGAUUGGAUUGUUGUCCUAGUACUGACACCACUGAUUAUCUCUGACACCUUGGCUGAUUCAGACAUUUGGAGAGGAAAGCUAUGCAGAUCUCACAUUGGAUACCAUGAAAGCACGGACCAUUACAAACAACACUCGUGUGCAUGGUGUUUUAAUUUUGUCUUCUAUCUAAAAUUCCGUCCAUUCGUUAAUUCCACUGGUCGCCACCCUGUGGUGGAUGUAUUCCAUGAUGGUAGAAGGACACGUUUUGAGUCCAUGGACUUUAGAAAUGCGUCCAUCAAGGCGUCCGUGUGUUCCCUGUUGACCCAGGAUGAAUGUCAUCGAUGGACUUCGUGUUGUGAAGCGGCAGAACAGUGCUGCCACAGACAACUUUCAGAAAACAAGGGAACUAAUUCUUCUUGUGGAAGGAUUUGGGAUGGAUGGUUGUGCUGGAAUGACGCAGCACAAGGAACACAGAGUUACGGGUCCUGUCCGCUGUUUAUGCCAUUUUUUACCCCAUCACGGCAGGCAGUUCGAACCUGUAAGGUGGAUGGGCGGUGGGUACCACGCACAGACUACAAUCCGUGUCUGAAGAAAGAAGAACUAGAGACCACCAUUUUCAUUGGCCUUGGGUGCAGUAUAGCUAGUCUGGUGGUGCUUCUCCCAGCGGUGUUUAUCUUCCUUAAAUUCAGGUCACUCAGAAAACAACAUCGAAUACGGCUUCAUGUAAACUUGUUUCUGUCCUUCGUGUUUAAAGAGGUGAUGGACAUCUUAUGGGAUAUGUUAGUGACGUACGACAAAGUCAAAAGUACGACGGUGUUCGAAACGACAUUGCUGAAAAAUGGCGUGGGGUGUAAGCUUUUGUCGUUCCUGAAGAUCUAUUUUAAGUGCUGUACGUACACUUGGAUGUUCUGUGAGGGGUUUUAUCUCCACCGCCUGAUGUCCAAUGCUUUCUCCCCACCACGAUCACUCAAGGUCAUGUACGCGUUUGGCUGGGCUGUCCCUCUCGUCUCCUCAUCCGUGUACGGGAUUCUCAGAGGAGUCCUAAGCGACGAAAGCUGCUGGGCUAACAGCUAUGAGAAUUUGGAAUGGAUAUUUGACGCACCUAACAUACUGUUCUUGUUCUUAAAUCUCGUCUUUCUGUGCAACAUUUUACGGAUUCUAUUGACCCAAGUACAAACUCAUCCAAACGAACCUGGGAAUUUCAGGAGAGCCGUUAAGGCGAUGUUCAUCCUGAUUCCGUUGUUUGGGAUACAUCUCUUUUUUACAAUAUACCGGAUACCCAUCAGUAAGGAGGGCGGUCUGGAGUACGAGAGAGUGUCUGUUAUAAUCAGUCAUACUCAGGGUUUCUUCGUUGCGAUGGUGUUUUGCUUCCUAAAUGGAGAGGUUAUUUCUAACAUAAGGAGAAGCAUAAGACAUAGUCAAAACAGGUUUUCAACCUCUAAACGACUCAACCAGACCACAAACCAAACUCUCUCUAUAAGGUCCGAGUAUGACGGUACCAAAAAUGGAGACCAGUGUUACAAGUCGUUGAUUGUGCCUACAGAUGGAACGGAGGAAAUGGAACUAAAAGAAACCUCAACAAAUGGCAAUAUUCAUCACCAUACUUUGCAGGACAAUACAUGAAGCAAUGGAAAUUUUAAUUUAUAGAAACCGUUUUUGAAAUGUCUCAGUCCGCCCGUAUCGAGAUGACUUUAGGACGACGAAUGGAUACUUUCCAUCACAAAGUGCUUGUAUUCUUACUAAAUCUACAGUACAGCGUGUGAAAGAGUGAAACAACCCGGUGAUAUUAUAUGACAUGUUUUACAACAGUCAUUGGAGAAGUUAUUCUCUAAUCAGUGAACACAUAUUGUAAAGGUUUUUAAGUGCCAGAUGAUGGAUGUCUAAAUGUGAAACAAUGGAUAUUUAAUGUAUACGUUUCUCUGCAAUGUUAAAGACUCUUAAAUCGAUUUCAAACUUUCCCACUAGAUUUUAGACCCUGUCACUGCUCUUUUCAACGUGUUCAUCAUUGUCUCAUGGAUAAAUCGAACCAAUGUCAUCAUUGUAUCAUGGAUAAAUCGAACCAAUGUAAUCAUUGUAUCAUGGAUAAAUUGAACCAAUGUAAUCAUUGUAUCAUGGAUAAAUCGAACCAACGCUGUUCAAAUCAGUACUGUCACCUAUCAAAAUCGAUUGUGAAAUUUGUCUUGUGAGUUUUCAUCAUCCGUUGGAUUAAUCUUAUUGUAAUGACUUUAUUUGAAUUUAAUUUAACAUAUUAUAUAUAUAUUAUUAAAUGCCAGAAAUCUAA